AUGAGCUGGGAGCCUCUGGACUUCGAGAACGCCUUUUCGCAGUAUGUCAGCAAGUUUGGCUUCGGUAACGGCAAAGUGAUGCUCCGCGUGGUCGAAGCCACGGAGGGCUACAAGGCAGUAAACCCUCGCUACCAGAACUGGCUGCGAGACAAGCGAGCCACUGCCUUGAAGGACUUGAACGAGGUUGACCGGUGUUAUGGCUGGGCGAAGUAUGUCCACAAGGCGGACGGCAAGCAGAAGGCACCUGAUGCCGGACAGAAGACCGAUGAGACUGGGCAGAAACCCGGGGCUGGCGAGUCGGUCGAGUGGCGCCCGGCAAUUCUCAGAAAAGUGCCCAACAACUCCAACGCCUUCGGGGUGGAAUGGGUCCACGGAACGCCUGGCAACUCCGAGGGCACGCUCCAGCUUCACAAGUCGGCGGUCCUGCUGGCGCCCCGCGCGCCGAAGAUUGACGACAACACGGAUCCCAGGCACCAGGCGGUUCUCAAGCAGGCGAGGCGGCUGAGAUCUUCCGGCAAGUCUGACUGGGAGAUUGAAGCGUACCUCAACAAGCUGCUCGAGAAACAGUGGGAGGAGCGAGAGGCGCAGCGCAACCGGGAGGAGAACCCGGAGGCCGAGCCCAAGCCACCGAGACUCACGAUCGACCAGAUCCGGGCCUACCUGCAACGCGAGGAGGGCCAGGCCAGAAGCAUGCCAACUUGUAGCUAA
This is a messenger RNA of Symbiodinium natans, 708 nucleotides long. NCBI's taxonomy places the organism in Eukaryota, Dinophyceae, Suessiales, Symbiodiniaceae. The record is from the annotation of a GenBank genome assembly.